Molecule: messenger RNA, 2882 nt
Organism: Ixodes scapularis (black-legged tick)
Lineage: Eukaryota; Metazoa; Arthropoda; Arachnida; Ixodida; Ixodidae
Product: sterile alpha motif domain-containing protein 3-like
Exons: 10
Coding region: 341-1912 (523 amino acids)
Source: RefSeq, a predicted model, not a curated record
UUGAAAGAUGGUGUUCUCCCGUCCCCUGUCUUUACGAAUAGUAAAGUGUUUUUGUUUAAAUUCUUAGUUUUGGCGCGGUUUGUUCCUCAAGUAUUUUCCGGAAUAUAUUGUGUGCUUAAGCUACACUAGGUGGCGCAAGCUGCCACAUAUACACCAUUAACCAUCGGUUCAGCCAUCUAUCCACCCACAGCCUUCACCCACUUAUCGUUCCUUUGUUCUGUUUGGCGCGUUACUUGCGGUGGUGACGAAUGACGGUUGGCGAGUUUACCGAGUUGACGAGCCAAACGAAUGUCAGUAUUUUCGCGCCUAGCUGCUCGCGUGGCUUUAGCAGCGUUCGACAAUGCCGCCCGUGCGGUGUCUGGUCACCGUGCCUCACCUAAAGGCUGCCAGGUCUUUCAAGCUCGAGGAUGGAUCGGUAAACUCUUUGAAACAUGCGGUGGCUACGUGCCCCGUUCUUGGGAACUCCAUCAAACUGUCUUCUGUCAGGUUUCAGAUGCUGGAUUUGGUAUUUGAAGAAUACACUGACCUUGCUGCGGACGACGAAAUACAUGACAUGGCUAAAAUCACUCUCCUGCCCAUUGUAACUGUCCCAGAGGGUGGGCCAGGCUCAUCUUCCACUCAGGAGGAGGCUUCAUUGGAGACGGUGCGCACUGAAAACUGUGAAACCGCCCAAAGAGAGAGCUUGCCAGAUGAAACUUCUCCAGAUGACUCCUCUCCAGAUGUACCAUUGGUAGGCAUCGAGCCCUUUGAGCUGCCUUCGUGUUCAGACGACGAUGGGAACACCUUCAUUUUCCCCAAGCUUGGAGCUCUCCAUGAUACGAUCAUCUCUGGCAAACCUCUGACAUCUUCAUCAUUCCGAAAGAUUGUGGAGCUCCUCUUUCGUGCAAUGGUGAACAUAACAGUGUUCCCAUCUCAGCACUUUUACUCCAAGGUCACUCAGCUACUAACUGACAAGUACCCUCAGCUCCAAGAUGUUAUAGGAACUGGAUCAGACUCGUGGAGAGUAGCACUGCGGUACAAGUUCAAAAAUGAAAGACGUCGCCUUUCAGACGACGUCCGGGUUGCUGAAAACCGUGCAAAAUUUGGAUCAAAAAGACCAAAUGAUGGAGGUGCAGCCACACAGCUGAAGCGGCAAAAAAAGAUUAAGCUGAACAUCACUGCUUCGGCUUUGGCUGGAGAGGACGAAGCCAGCCUGAUCGCCCAUGAGGAAUGGCUUAUACGAGAAGGACGAAAGGCAGCUCCUGAUGAAAAAGGAAUCCAUGAAAGGAUGACUCUCACUGCGAGGAAGAGGCUCUCUGACAUGGCACAAAUGGGCAUUGAUGCUGUUAGGACAAGGUACCCAUACCUGAUGGACUCUCAGCGAUUCGCUAAAGAUUUCGAGAGGCUCACGAAGAUGAACCUGGCCGACAAAGUCGCAAAAGGGAUUGACAAGAUCGUUCUGUUGGCCACAAAGAAGGCGAUCGACUGCCAGGAGCAUGUCCUACUUACACUGCAAGCAGCACCGCACAUGGAUCUGGGGAGGCUCAGGACACGGCACAUCCUGACUGUUGCAACUCUGCGCAUUUUGGCACUGAACGUCAAGGAGUCAACAUCACUGCCCCUAAUGUUCGUGCAAGAAGAUGAUGAAAACAUCCCACCGACACCGUGUGUCCUGUACAGCGGGCAAGACUUAGAGGAUGCAGACUUCUUUCACCUGGUUGUUGAUCGUGAGAGGUUGUUCUCCGUUCCAAAUGCCGAGGAGGGGCUGUGUAUGUUGUUGGCAGCCUAUUGGUUGUUCAGUAUACAAUAUGAACGGAAGGCCUUCAACAUGCUCGUCACUCUGGAGAGGCUUUUUCUCGGCAUGAGCCACACAACUCCAAGGGCAGUGGUAAUUAAAUUUUUAAACAAAGUUUGCAGGCACGUGCAUGGUUGAAGCAAUGAUUUGUGCUUCAACCACACGCGCAUUAACUGCUUCGUUACGGUUCAGUUUGAGCUUUUUCUUUUUUUUUUUUUUUUUACGGUGUUAGUUUGCAGGCUCUGUAAAAAUGGAUGUCCACCCACGGGACAGUGGGGCUUUACAGUUCAAGUAAGGAAAAUGAACACAUAUUUUAUUCAACAUUUUAUAAGUUAAUUUUUACAAAAUAGGUUUUGGGAAGAAUAGCAAAACUGGAGUGAUACCGGCAGAGAAAUGAGGCUCAUUUAUUGGUACGAAAAUCAAAGAAGCAGUGCCAGUCAGUUUCAGUGCAGAGGUAGAUUUCACAGGACGUGCAAUGGUGCUGAGUUUUCUUUGAGGAGCCAGGGUUCCUGCACUGUGUAGCAUUCUUGACGUCUUCUUUCUUUGGCACGUGAAGUGCCUGCGCCGUCUGGACUGGCGAGUUCGGCAGUGGCUUGACUCUCUUGCGCGGAACCUGUGGCACCGCACAAACUUUCUAAAAUGGCAUCAGCCUGACUUGUUAGUCCUGAAAAUCGAGCACAAUCAAUCAAACCAAUUGUUUUCACUUCGCGAGUGUUUCAGAUUGGUGCGAGCAAAACAUGAUCAUCGCGAAAUUCGUGUCAUAAGUUUUGGGUCCCAGCGUCCACCCACGUAGACAGUUUGACAAGGGACUACUAUAACCCUUGCUAAUACUGUUGAAAAUAUUAAGCAUUAGUGACCAUCUGUGAACUUUCAAGAACUCUAGAAAUAUAAAUUAACACAGCCUCCGUUUGUGUAAAUCACAUAAACUGAUUACAUACCUUGGCGUCGCCCGUAGAACAUGCGAGUGCUGCAGGUCGCCAUUUUUAACAGCAAGCAACAAGUUUUCAGUGCUGUUUGCUCAACACUCCUCCAGAUGGCAGCACAGACUACGUCCAUGACGGUGGACAGGCGUCCUUUUCUGUGUGCAACGAAGUUUUUUUUUUUUUUU